AUGUGGGAUUCGCUUCCCAACGAGUUGAAACUCCAGAUUCUGGAAUAUCUCCUUGCCCAGAAACCCGACCGUCUGGCGCCAUACACCACAUUCUGUCGACCAUGGCAACACCGCAUCGAGCCCAUCCUAUUCGAGGAAGUCACGCUUUACGUGACAACCGCCAACAUUUUGUCAGGCAAAACGACUCCAUCAACACUCGCUGACAUCAUCCGCGGUCCAAGGACACAGGACCUCAAAAAGCUGAACAUUGUCAUAGACUUUGAUCCCUCAAGUUUCGCCAUCGUCACGGACGGCCCAAGGCGCCAAGGGCAACUCUGCGCUGCCUUUACGGAUGUCAUCGACGGCACGUUCGACGCGAUGCGUGACUGGAAACGCGAGCAGGUAUUUUUCGAUCUUGAGAUCCACGAGGAGCGAUCGUGUGGUCAUCAUCUGAUACACUACGGAAGCAAGCUCGCAGAUCGGCAGGGGAAGACCAUCGACUGCGUGCGGUCUAUUCGGCACAAGGAAUACAACGCCAUUAGAUGCCGUUGCUGCUCAUUUAGAGGACUCCUAUCGAUGAUUUGCUCGACAAUGUCGAAAGAGUUGAGGGACAUUGAGUUCGGAUUCCAGCGGCGCGACAUCAGUAACCUGUCGAUCUUCGAGGAGGGAUUUGAUUUUGUCCCUUCGGGGCUGAAGUCGCUUACUGUGAGAAACUUGACCCCGAGCGGCUAUGAUCCAUAUGAUCGAAGAUACGGUUGGUUCUAUCCGUGUUCUUCGUCAAUUGUAAAAGUCAGUCGGAGCUUGGAGACACUCCAAAUUUCUGAUCCCGUUGAAAAUAUCUUGGGUGGCAGGUUUGGGGACAUCCCUAACGCUCCUAAUCUUCCAUGGUGGCCGAACCUAAGGUCCCUCUCCGUAACAUCAACGCGGCUGAGAGACUUUGCGUCCGACGCUCAAGCUGAACUGGAUUAUAUGGCAGAGGUCGCCGAGAGAAUGCCAUAA
Colletotrichum gloeosporioides is the source of this 978-nucleotide messenger RNA. RefSeq lists its product as uncharacterized. The record is from RefSeq and is a predicted model, not a curated record. The coding region runs from base 1 to 978 and encodes 325 amino acids. NCBI's taxonomy places the organism in Eukaryota, Fungi, Ascomycota, Sordariomycetes, Glomerellales, Glomerellaceae. The transcript has a single exon.